AACAAACGACCACUUUUGCAUAGUGCCUUAUAAGGUAGUCUUAAAUUCUCCACCUACAACCUAUUUGACAGCAUGCUGUGGAUUCGCAGUAUUCUGCCGCAAUGGCUGAUAGUCGCAUCUGGGGCUAAUGCCUUCGAUACGUCCGUAUUCAAUCCAAAACUCCCUGUCUUGGAGGACCCUGAUAUGGCCGUGCAACGCCUUGUGGAACUUCGGAUAGCACCUCCUGAUAUGUCGACGCUUGGGAGGAUCGACCAAGAGACCGUGAAAUUCUUAAAUCACUUUGGAGGCACACCAUUGCCAUUAUUUGGGGUCUCUCCUACACCAGAAAACGGGAAAACUACCAUUAUUCUGGAGGGAAUAGCACCUGAAGUUGGGUCGUCAGUCCAAGCAGAGUACGCUGACAUCAAUGUGGCCCCACAUUCUUCCUCGAUCGAAACCUCCCUGAAGUCGCUUUUUAAGAUGAAAGUCGGCGAUUCUGCUGAGUCCAAAGAAAGAUAUUGCAGUUUCUAUGCCAGCAAUGAGGAAACCGAGUUGUACGAGACUUUGAAGUGUCUCUCGGAUGCUCAGGUUCUGCAAGAUAUCCUUGGAGCUCUCGAGAAGGGGUUGCUCAAGCAUGCUGAUAUGCUUGAAUCUUGGGUUGACAUCACUCGAUCAGAGACACUUAUGAGGCUCGUGCUCAAGCCUGUGAAUACGCCUUCCGAUUCUGUUAACGUAACAGAGUCCCUUAAAUCGCUAUUUCGACAUCUAUCCGCUGUGUCCUCAGAGGUCACGACGUUGCUUUUAUCCAGGCCCACGAAGCCCACUGGGUUGAAUAAAAACCUACAAACUCGAAGCCUUGUCACUAAAGGGAGCUCCGCCAAGCUGGUCAACUUGAGAUUUGAGCAGCAGGACCCAAUCCCUGUGGUUCUAUCACCCAUUUGCCAUGCUUCAGAAUCCUCUUGUUCCGAGUCAACGAAUAACUGCUCAGGGCAUGGAUACUGUUACAAAAAAUCUGGCUCAGGCGAAACAACUGUUAACGAUUGUUACGCAUGCAAGUGUCAGGAAACUACCAUUAGGAAACAGGAUGGCACUAUACAAAAAGCACAAUGGGGAGGAUCGGCAUGCCAGAAGAGAGACAUCAGUUCUCCUUUCUUCUUGAUUGCAGGUGUUACAGUUAUAGGGGUUCUGACUAUAAGUACAGCGAUUGGUUUGCUAUUUCAAGUCGGACAGGCCGAACUGCCUAGUGUCAUAAGUGCUGGUGUUAGCGGCACAAGGACUCAGAAAUAACGAGGAAACCAAAUCCAAUUCAUUAUCCUAUUUCCCUUUUCUCCUUUCUAUCUCCUUGAUUGUUUCUCGCGCGUCGAUUGUCUAGACAAUGGUGUCGUUGCAUUGCUGGCUUAGUAUAGAAUAACACUACUGUAUUUGAGUCGAUGUCUCCGAGCCAAUAAUUUCACGAGUGGGCA
Messenger RNA from Aspergillus glaucus CBS 516.65, 1442 nucleotides. RefSeq names its product DUF3844 domain-containing protein. The transcript is spliced from 4 exons. Bases 73 to 1266 code for a protein of 397 amino acids. The record is from RefSeq and is a predicted model, not a curated record. Lineage: Eukaryota; Fungi; Ascomycota; Eurotiomycetes; Eurotiales; Aspergillaceae. Gene Ontology annotation, cellular component: endoplasmic reticulum.